UCUUUCCCUCUUCCGAUCGGGGAACGGUGCCCUACGUUUCUAUUCCCGACCCCUGCAUGCCUCACUUCGCAUGCCCUGCCGACGCCGUCUCGCGUCAGUGUCCCAACUCACAGCUUGAUCCGCUUGCAAUCGGCAAUGUCUGUCACUCUGUGAGGCGUAUGACUGUUGAUUCGAUUCUUCUGAAGGUUUUGCGGUGUGGGUGUCGGGGUUUUUGUGGAGUUGGGUUGCAGAGGCUUAGAGGACGACUUAGUGGAGGUGUGUGCCACCCUGUUUGUACCUCAUCGGUUGUUGUUUUGGUAAGAGGAGAGGGAGCAGUCAUGAAGGGUGGGCGGAGGCAACGAGCGAUAGGGCAAGCAGUGGUGGCACUCAUGACGGUCCUCAUGAGCAUGGUGGUGGCGGAUGCGGCUGCUGUGGUGGAUGUUUAUAGAAUGAUUCAGUAUGAUCUGAAGGGGAAUCCGAUGGGUUCUCGCCGUGCCGCGCUCAACCAUCACACCGUCUCUGGAUUCGACGUGCAAGGUGCUGACCUCUCGCGGGCUGUUGUUAUCCUGCCCGCGCUUAAAGUCAACAUCAGUUCCCUCGAUGAGUUUGUGCAGAACAAAGGCCUGCUCGGGGGACUUCUCCUGCUACUUCCGCAACGAUCCGAUGAGACUGGUGGAGCAGAAGGCGAUGAUUCAGAUGAGAAGGUUGCGAAAGCCCUCGCGGAGCUGGAGCAGUGGCUUGUUCACAACACUUUUCAGUACCCAGUUUAUUUUGCGUAUGAGGACGAGAACCUGCUGAAACUCCUCCACGAAGUUGCCGCCAGUGAUGCAGCCGGCAGGCCUGCCUCAGCUACCAAUGGAGGUUACAAGCUGGUUGUUUCAGCGCCGGAGGCGAAGAAGUUAACGACGCCAACGAUUACUAACAUCCAAGGAUGGUUACCAGGACUGCGGGCCGAGGGUGAUAGUUUGAUGCUGCCAACCAUAGCUAUUGUGGCUUCGUAUGAUACCUUUGGAGCAGCUCCUGCACUUGCGUCAGGGAGUGACAGUAAUGGAAGUGGGGUUGCUAUGUUGCUGGAAUUGGCUCGGUUAUUUUCACGGUUAUAUGCCAACCCCAAUACGCGAGGUCGUUAUAAUCUGCUUUUCGGCUUGACAUCUGGAAGCCCAUACAACUACAACGGCACAAGCAAUUGGCUUCGAAAUUUCGAUCAGCGAUUGAGGGAAAGUAUGGAGUAUGCGCUGUGUUUGAACUCCCUUGGUUCUUCAAGUGACCGCAUGUUGUUGCACGUGUCUAAGCCUCCUGAAAACGCAUUUAUUCAACAGAUAUUCUCUGAGAUUGAAAGUGUAGCCAAAGACUCUGAUCUGACUGUGGAACUCAAACACAAGAAGAUAAACAUUUCCAACUCGCGAGUAGCAUGGGAACAUGAACAAUUUUCUCGACAACGGAUAACUGCUGUAACCUUGUCCCACUUGGAAGAACCCCCGGAGUUGCUCCAGCGAACAGGAGGAAUUGCGGACAUUCGAAGGUCUGUGAACGAGACAGUCGUGUUAAGAAAUAUCAAGGUUGUCGCAGAAAGUUUAGCGAGGCACAUUUAUGGUCAACAAGGGAAGCAGGUGGAACUGUUUGCAGCUGGAAGUAACCUGGCGCUCAAUCCCUCUUAUGUGCGCUCGUGGCUUAAUUUGUUGGGACGCACAUCCAGAGUGGCUCCUUUUCUCGGAAAGAACGCUCCUAUUAUCAAUGCCUUGCACAAGGAAUUAUCGCAACAUACAAAAGAUGCCAGUUUACAGCAUGAGACUUUAGACUCAACAUUUUUGUUUUAUGAUUCGACUAAGGCCCAACUUAAUGUGUAUCAGGUGGCCAGUGUAACAUUCGAUUUCAUUGUGGCUCUUGCGGUGGGGUCAUAUUUGAUGCUCCUCUUCAUUGUCCUUUUUAUCUCCACCAAGGGUGUGAAAGAUUUCGUCGGGAUAUUUCGCAAGGCACCGUCAAGAAAGUACAAAUCAACUUAAUAGGCCGCAGUUAUCCAUUUCACUUUUUCACCUGUUUAAGUUCCUUCACUGGCAUGAGAGACUUAACGCACGUGGACGAUUUUGUAGUGGUAGUCGGGUCGACUGCUGAAAUGCAAACGGGGCCCAGCUUUUAUGGAUGGUUGUCAAGAGCUCACUCUUUAAAAAGUGCAGGUUCUUGGCACUGAUUUCCUCACCAGGCCGACAUGGAGUUGCUCAUGCCAGAUGUAUUUGACGCUGAUCUGGGUCAUUCUUAGUGCGCUCAGAAUCUUUUGUGUAUACUAUUGGUUGCCUGCCUGGUGGGGAACACAUGGCAUAUGCAAUUUGAAAGUAGCCAUACUUAGGAACUCUGAAGAAAAUGUGUUUGUUUUGAAAUAGCUGUUACUGCGUGCUGUGUGCAAUUGAGUUGCUCUCAUUCGCCGAACUCGUCUUCCUCAGUUUUUUUCAGCAGAUAAAAGAGUCAUUUCCUUGAAGUAUGCAUUACAGGUAGAGACUCUUCUUCGGUAAUGCACAAUUCGUAGGAAUUUCAGUCA
Messenger RNA from Physcomitrium patens, 2512 nucleotides. RefSeq lists its product as uncharacterized. NCBI's taxonomy places the organism in Eukaryota, Viridiplantae, Streptophyta, Bryopsida, Funariales, Funariaceae. Gene Ontology annotation, cellular component: membrane. Gene Ontology annotation, biological process: regulation of signal transduction. The record is from RefSeq and is a predicted model, not a curated record.